Molecule: messenger RNA, 690 nt
Organism: Rhopilema esculentum
Lineage: Eukaryota; Metazoa; Cnidaria; Scyphozoa; Rhizostomeae; Rhizostomatidae
Source: RefSeq, a predicted model, not a curated record
GAAUUUAUGCCUACUUUGGUGUUAUUUGGAGACAAACUACAACUUCAUGGUGUAAACGAAAUACAACUUUCAUGUUCGAUUUAGAUUGAUGAAUAUCAAUCGAAAUCUCGACAUCUUUUCUCUGCUCUUUAUCAAACCGAGGCCAUCUCUCUAGAUGAAUACUGAAUACCAUACAAGUGUUCCAAGCGCGCGUGUUUUCCCGCGCCAUCUUGAAAAGUAAAAUGCUGUAGCUUGUUGAAAGAUAUUAUUCUAAAGAAAACAUGAUUUGCUGCAAAGAACUUUGGUCCAUCAUCUCUGGGCGAUCUUCUCUUUUGCUUCCUGAAGAAAUAUCUAAAGUGUUGGUUGAUAACGAGCAGAGAUUUCACAAUGGUCUUGCUGCUUUUAAGAAUGCAAGUGAAGAAUCCUAUCUUGAAUUAAAGAAGAAAAGUCCAAGUAAAGGACUGGAGUUGGUGCUAAAAUUGAGUGAAUUGCUGAAUCUUGAUGCAAUCCAAGCGCAGGAGUUAUUCCAGAGUUUUGUAAGGACAGAAUUCCGAGGAACCUCAAAGCAGUUGCAGACAGUUGGAGCAAAGCAGUUUUCCAGAAGAGCUCGUCUUGCAAGUGGUAUCAUUCUACUUCAGGGAGAGAAUUUUUCUCCUUAGAUGCAUCAAGUAUAUUUUAACGUAUUCACAACAUCCCGAAUGUCUUUUCCAG